AUGGCUGGUAUCGUUAAUAGGCCUCUUUCCAUCUUCCGCAGACCAGAGUCUCCUAAGCCUCUGCACUCGCGGUGGGGUGACGUGGCUAUCUCCGUUCCCACAGAUGGUUCAUGGAAUCAAUACGACAAUCCUCAUCGAAUUCCUCGGAGGCCAUCUUACGGGCCAGGCUUUGUUCCAGACUGCUCGCCUUCAGAGAAGAAGCUUCGUCAAGUGAACGAAGAAGAGACCGAGGAGGCCGAUGACGACAACAAAAGCACGUCGACGAUCCCAACUAUUCCCCGUCGUAACUCUCUAUCUCUGGGUGGUCUGGGUGGAAUUCGAGCCGGUCGGCUCUCAGUCCGGCUGGCAUCUCGCCCAAAACACCUGAGGGGGGAAUCCCCGACAGAACGAGAUAGCCAGUCAGACCAAAGGAGGCCCGAUUUUGCAUACAAGCCGAUUCAAACCGAUUAUGUCUCUGAAGUCUCCGAGACUUCAAGUCAAAGUACCCCGCGGUACCAGUAUAUUCCCGCUAGUGGACGUUACAUGGAGGAUAUCCUGGGUGCUACUACUCGAAGUCAAUCCGCAAGAUCCUGUCGCAGCUCACGGACUCGACGUGACUCAUUUUCCGAGUCUCAGGAGGACAGAGAUCAUGAUCGCGACCGUCACUCGCGAAUGCAAACUGCAUCGCGGGUCAGCUCGCAUCAAGAGGAUGAUCGGCAGAGUCUGCGAUCUAGCUUGGGGGAUAGCUCUGAUGGUGUGGGCUCCCGGCUUAGUAGUUUUGGGUUGCCGCCGAGGCGGAGGACUUCUCCGUUUGUUGCGGCGGAUCGGAGGUCUUCAUCUUUGAAACCUAUGACUUUGGCGAUGGUGCCCGAUCCUGAAGACCUUUAUUAG
Molecule: messenger RNA, 870 nt
Organism: Penicillium atrosanguineum
Lineage: Eukaryota; Fungi; Ascomycota; Eurotiomycetes; Eurotiales; Aspergillaceae
Exons: 1
Coding region: 1-870 (289 amino acids)
Source: RefSeq, a predicted model, not a curated record